Molecule: messenger RNA, 2190 nt
Organism: Alternaria rosae
Lineage: Eukaryota; Fungi; Ascomycota; Dothideomycetes; Pleosporales; Pleosporaceae
Exons: 1
Coding region: 261-2114 (617 amino acids)
Molecular function (GO): DNA binding
Source: RefSeq, a predicted model, not a curated record
GUGAUUACUGCACACUAAUCACAUCCCUCUCGCCUUGGUUCUCUGGUUUGCAUAAAUACAUGCGGUGGCCUCAGCUGAUUGGACAACGACAACACCCCCUGCUCCGCCUCCCCUAACCUCGAAAAUCAACGCGCUCACCUCGUUUCUCAGCCUCAUCAACAUGAGGCCUUUAGCAAGCGGCACCCCAAUGUCAGCAAUGUUUCCGACCAAUUCCUCUGGUUUGUUAGUAACCUCUCAUACUGCUUACGUUUUCCGCUACGAUGAACCCGGACUGGACCUUUCCGACUCAGCCUGAUCAACUCAACCCGUGUGUCAACCAAGGCUCAGUUCAUUCCGACUUCUUCGGCAACCAUGAUGCCCUGAAUGCAACCCUACUGGAUGAUUCUCCUAUAAGAAUAACCGAACAGUGCACUCCUUCUUCGAGAUUGGGGCUUUCUAGGACUGACUCGGACCUCAUCUUGGAGUGUGCUUGGACUUCUCCGGACAUCUACGGUGAUCAACACGACACGUUUGGCGGCCUUGCUUUGGACGACGAGCUCUUUCCGCCGUUGUUCGAUCUGGUGGAGGAGGUAACAUAUCCCAACAUCGUCACCGAACCCUCUACACCUACCCCGCAACUUCCACAAGCUACCGAGCAACCUUACUUGGAUCCAACCCUACUCCAUGAUCCUUCUGUGAAUGGCCGCCAGGGCUCUAGUAUACCUGGAGACGAUCUAAGCCGUCCAGUUUGUGUAUGCCAGGGCUCUGGACGUAAAUACAAAGCGCCAAAGGAACGACCGUCGCGACGUGCCAAGCUAUCAGCAGCAGCAAGUCACAUCUUAGAGACGCAUUUCUCCAACAAUGCCUAUCCAGACAAGGGCGAAUUAUCCCAGCUGAACAAGCGUACUGGGCUGGGAGUAGAAAGCAUCAGGACAUGGUUUAGCAACAUUAGACAUCGGAGAGCUCAUGGUCGUGCGUCACUUUUAUUCUGCCCAUCCUUAAGCGAUUACAUGCAAGUCAAGAUGUCGAAGCUGACCGUACUACUAGAUUUCCCAGUUGCUCCGCCACCGCAAGAAAUGCGAGAGCGUCCGCGACAGUCGACACCCAUUUCGGUUGAGGGUCUAAAUCAGCUAAAUCGGGUAUCUCCUGCUCAUAGCACGAGCUCUCUCCAGAGAUACCUCGCAACCCCUUUCACGGAAGAACCAAUCCUCCCGGCUGCCACUCAAUCAUUUUCGCAGGCUCUUGCUGCCCGUCGCGCCUCAGACACAGAACUUGAAGCGGUGAUCUUUGCAAAUAUGGAGCGCUUGGGGAAUCUGCUACCGCCAGAUUUGGACCAUUCUCAGUCGUUACAAUCAGCACAGACGAGACAAGAUGAGGAGCCCCUUGAAUCAGCGCAGAGACCUGAUGUAGCUCGUAGCAGAGCGGGAUCGCAAAGCUCAAGAGGCUCUGGAAAAAGUCACAGAAGCUGGACUAGUCAGAACUCGAACCGCUCUAGAGGAUCGCGCCGAGGACGCAAAAACUGGGUGCGGGCUUCGAAUAUGAACACCAUAAAUGCACCGCCCCAAACAGAAGAUGCCGAACCGGUUACUGCGGAGACUUCGGAGCCACCAUGGUACUGCACUUCCUUAGACUGUGACAAGUCUUUCAAAUACCGUUCUGAGUGGGAUCGCCAUGAAGCAGCCGUGCAUCACUGGCCGUAUCAUUGGGUUUGCAACUUGGGCGACGAGAACUCCUUGGUACACAAGGAUGCUAAGUCGCGUAUAUUUUUUCGGGUAGAUCAGCUCCUGGCUCACAUGAGGAAAGCACACCCCGAAACAUACACACUCAAUUCAACAGCCUCUCAAUUAAAGACGGACAACCCAGAUUUUGAUCCUAAUUCUUUGGUAUGCGGAUUCUGUAGCCAGUCUCUGCCCAACUGGGAGGAAAGACAAUCUCAUGUUUUCGCUCACCUGGAAAGUGGGGUCCUGAAGUCGUGGCUGUCUUUGAGACAUGAUUUGAUGAGCCGGAUCGACCGCGAACAGAAGACUUGGGAGCGAUGGGAUGGUUGGCUCCGAGGGACGCAUUCGGACUUUAGCCCUCAUCAGAGCAUGCAGAAGAUGCAGAACAGCAGACUGUUUGCUCUAUACCAAACGUAGAACUCGGAGCUGGCUGGCUACCGCCGCUACUCCGAAGCUAUGUUGGUCAAUGACGUAUGAGGCAUGUCACACUAAA